AUGUAUGGAGUUAUAGGCCGUAACAGACCAGGCCAUAACAGACCAGGCCUUAACAUACCAGUUAUAGGCCUUAACAGACCAGUUAUAAGCCUUAACAGACCAGGACUUAAAAGCCCAGGCCUUAACAGACCAGUUAUCAGCCUUAACAGACCAGGACUUAAAAUCCCAGGCCUUAACAGACCAGUUAUAGGCCUUAACAGACCAGGCCUUAACAGACCAGUUAUAGGUCUUAACAGACCAGUUAUAGGCCUUAACAGACCAGGCCGUAACAGACCAGUUAUAGACCUUAGCAGACCAGUUAUAGGCAUCAGCAGACCAGUUAUAGGCCUCAGCAGACCAGUUAUAGGCCUCAGCAGACCAGUUAUAGAACUUAGCAGACCAGUUAUAGGCCUCAGCAGACCAGUUAUAGGCCUUAGCAGACCAGUUAUAGGCCUCAGCAGACCAGUUAUAGGCCUCAGCAGACCAGUUAUAGGCCUCAGCAGACCAGUUAUAGGCCUCAGCAGACCAGUUAUAGGCCUCAGCAGACCAGUUAUAGGCCUCAGCAGACCAGUUAUAGAACUUAGCAGACCAGUUAUAGGCCUCAGCAGACCAGUUAUAGGCCUCAGCAGACCAGUUAUAGGCCUCAGCAGACCAGUUAUAGACCUCAGCAGACCAGUUAUAGGCCUUAACAGACCAGGCCUUAACAGACCAGUUAUCAGCCUUAACAGACCAGGCCUUAACAGACCAGUUAUAGGUCUUAACAGACCAGUUAUAGGCCUCAGCAGACUAGUUAUAGGCCUCAGCAGACUAGUUAUAGGCCUCAGCAGACCAGUUAUAGGCCUCAGCAGACCAGUUAUAGGCCUCAGCAGACCAGUUAUAGGCCUCAGCAGACCAGUUAUAGGCCUCAGCAGACCAGUUAUAGGCCUCAGCAGACCAGUUAUAGGCCUCAGCAGACCAGUUCACAGACCAGUUAUAGGCCUCAGCAGACCAGUUAUAGGCCUCAGCAGACCAGUUAUAGGCCUCAGCAGACCAGUUAUAGGCCUCAGCAGACCAGUUAUAGGCCUCAGCAGACCAGUUAUAGGCCUCAGCAGACCAGUUAUAGCCCUCAGCAGACCAGUUAUAGCCCUCAGCAGACCAGUUAUAGCCCUCAGCAGACUAGUUAUAGGCCUCAGCAGACCAGUUAUAGGCCUCAGCAGACCAGUUAUAGAACAUAGCAGACCAGUUAUAGGCCUCAGCAGACCAGUUAUAGGCCUCAGCAGACCAGUUAUAGGCCUCAGCAGACCAGUUAUAGGCCUCAGCAGACCAGUUAUAGGCCUCAGCAGACCAGUUAUAGGCCUCAGCAGACCAGUUAUAGGCUUCAGCAGACCAGUUAUAGGCCUCAGCAGACCAGUUAAAAACCUCAGCAGACCAGUUAUAGGCCUUAACAGACCAGGCCUUAACAGACCAGUUAUCAGCCUUAACAGACCAGGCCUUAACAGACCAGUUAUAGGUCUUAACAGACCAGUUAUAGGUCUUAACAGACCAGUUAUAGGUCUUAGCAGACCAGGCCGUAACAGAUCAGUAGAACUUAGCAGACCAGAGGCAGUCGUUCCAGAAAGCUGUGUAUUGUCGAGUUAUCUGCUAGAAUACUUAUUCCCAGUCUUACUUAAGCCUUAA
This is a messenger RNA of Oncorhynchus tshawytscha (Chinook salmon), 1635 nucleotides long. RefSeq lists its product as uncharacterized. NCBI's taxonomy places the organism in Eukaryota, Metazoa, Chordata, Actinopteri, Salmoniformes, Salmonidae. The coding region runs from base 1 to 1635 and encodes 544 amino acids. The transcript has 2 exons. The record is from RefSeq and is a predicted model, not a curated record.